AAAGCAGGAGGGCACAUUGUGAGGGAGGACAUAAAGCAGGUGAGGGAGGACAUAAAGCAGGAGGGCACAUUGUGAGGGAGGACAUAAAGCAGGUGAGGAGGACAUAAAGCAGGAGGGCACAUUGUGAGGGAGGACAUAAAGCUGGUGAGGAGGACAUAAAGCAGGAGGGCACAUUGUGAGGGAGGACAUAAAGCAGGUGGACACAAGCCGCGUGUUGGGGACACAAACACCACCAUGGCCUCCAUGCUUCUAGUAUGUUCCAUGGCGGUCUUCACCACCAACUUCAUCGGCGGCCUUUGCCGCGCUCUGGACAAGCACGGAUCCGCGGACGCGUCCUGGGCUUUACGCGCGGACGCGCUCAGCCACCAGGAGCCCCGGGACUAUCGGGACCAUCAGAACCACCGGGACCAUCAGGACCACCGGGACCAUCAGGACCAUCAGGACCAUCAGGACCACCGGGACCAUCGGGACCACCGGGACUAUCGGGACCACCAGGACCACCAGGAGCGCUGCGCGGAUCUGAGGGCCCCCUGGCUGCACAACUCCGGGUUCCAAGCCGCAGUUAAGUCCACCGUGCUGCACCUCAGCGUCCGGCCGGCGUCUGCUGGAGCGUCCCGGGGCUCAGUGUUCCCGCAGCCGCCGCUGUUCAGCUUCGUGCGGCGGGUGUAUCGCUGCUGCCGGGAGGCCCGGGAGUGUCGGGGCGUCAGAGGCCUGCAGGGAGCCUUCAUCGCAGGAGGGCCAGACGUGGAGUUUCUCCUCAGCAGGGACGUUUGGUUUCUGAGCGUCAGGAGAGCCGAGCUUCACCUGCAGCUUUCCAACCCUCAGCAUGCUGACAUCCAACCUGAGCUUCACCUGCUGGCCAACAAGCAGCUUCCCACCAGGUUCAUUUCAAGGUCCCAGGGCGACACCACGGAGCUGAGAGUGGAUCUGCUCUUCUUCUUCCAGAGCCUCCAAGCGGCGGCGGGCGGGCCAGGAGGAGGCCGCGCCCUCGCCAACAUGAGGCUUUCUUCGCCGCGACACCGGCUGCAGGACGACCACGACGACGGCGGCGUGUGGGGCGAGAUGGGCGUGGCUUUAGGCUGCAGCCGGGAGGGCGUACCUGUCACCUGCCAAAGUGUCCAAGUCCGCCUCCUGCACUCGCCUUUCCUGGCCUUUUACUACCGAUGAUGGACUACAAGACUCUCAUCAAGCCCACAAAGAACUGACGCACUUCCAAAGCAAAUUUAUUAACUUAUAAAUGUCAACAUUAUAUAAAUAUAUUUUCACAUUCA
Messenger RNA from Nerophis ophidion (straightnose pipefish), 1271 nucleotides. RefSeq lists its product as uncharacterized. Bases 235 to 1167 code for a protein of 310 amino acids. Lineage: Eukaryota; Metazoa; Chordata; Actinopteri; Syngnathiformes; Syngnathidae. The record is from RefSeq and is a predicted model, not a curated record. The transcript is spliced from 3 exons.